ACUGAAAAAGUGAUUAAUCUUUAAUAAUAAUGCAAUUAACGCAACCAUUCAUUUUCUUCUUUUAAUACACGAUACGUGUAAUUCCAGUGGCGCGUGUCGGACUUGUAAUUGUUUGUGUAAAAUAUUUCGCAAUUUCGAAAAAUAUCAAACAAUGAUAAAAAUCUGUGACAAUUACCCGCGAUAAUUUACAUUAAAAAAACAUUAAAAUUGUGAUAAAUUAGCGAAACGUGACAUUUUUCAAAAUGCUCUAAGCGCAGUUUAAUAGUAACGUUUAUUAAAAAUAAUGAAGUUUUUUACAGCGAUCACAAUUCUGCUCACUUGUUCUCUAGCCCAGGCAACCAUAAUUUUGAAAAACGAGUUUGCCAAGCUUGUAGAACAUGACAAUUCGUACAUCAGAAUUAACUCGUUUAAAUUUUAUAAAAAGAGCCGGACUUUGGCGGCCCUUAAUGUGACGUACACGACACUGGAAGAUAUAAACUCGGACGAAGACAUUAAGAUCACUGUUGCCGCUCUCCAGUUUAAAGGUACAGAGUAUAAGAAAACAGUGAUUGAUUUUGCUAUAGGGAUUUGUACGGUUUACAGGGCGAACAAGUUUGAUUCCUUGAACCUCAUCAAGGAUUCGAACCUGAAAGAGUGUCCUUUCCCCAAGGGUGACUAUUACAUUAAUGACUUAGCUCCGACUGCUGAUAUGCUUCCGCCUUUUUUCCCUGAAGGUAAAUGGAUGCUGGACAUUGCUUUUACCCACAAGAGUCGAGCCGUGGCUCGAGUGCACUGGAUGCUGCAGAUAAUGAAGAAGAUCUAGACUUACCAGCGCUGUCCUCAUUAAAGGGAAAAACACCCGAUACGGCGACCUCAUAUUAUUUAGCUUGUAUGCAGGAGCCAUAAAUAUGAAUAAUUUAACAGUUUC
Messenger RNA from Tribolium castaneum (red flour beetle), 907 nucleotides. RefSeq lists its product as uncharacterized. The record is from RefSeq and is a predicted model, not a curated record. The transcript has 4 exons. The coding region runs from base 284 to 802 and encodes 172 amino acids. NCBI's taxonomy places the organism in Eukaryota, Metazoa, Arthropoda, Insecta, Coleoptera, Tenebrionidae.